Molecule: messenger RNA, 618 nt
Organism: Quercus lobata
Lineage: Eukaryota; Viridiplantae; Streptophyta; Magnoliopsida; Fagales; Fagaceae
Exons: 2
Coding region: 1-618 (205 amino acids)
Molecular function (GO): RNA-DNA hybrid ribonuclease activity; nucleic acid binding
Source: RefSeq, a predicted model, not a curated record
AUGGAAACAUGGACGGUCCAAACGGAUGGGUUAGCCACAAAGAAAGUGGGAGAAGCAGGAGUAGUUCUCAUAUCUCCAGAAGGAGAAACAUUGAAAUAUGUAGUCAGAUUGCAAUUCCUAGCAAUAAAUAACGAGGCAGAAUACAAAGCACUACUAACAGGGCUAAGUCUAGCAAAAGCUCUAGGAGCAAAGAGUCUCAUUGUCCAAGCUGAUUCUCAGCUAAUAAUUGGGCAAGUGAAGGGAGAUUAUGAAGCCAAAGAAGAAAGAAUGCAGAAGUACUUGAAGAUCGUCCAACGACUAUCACAGCAUUUUGACAACCUAGACUUUAUGCAAAUCCGACGACCACAAGAGUUCCAACAAGAGAAACCAUUCAGACUAACAUUUGGCACUGAGGCCGUCAUACUAGUGGAAGUGAGACUGACAAGCUUCCGAGUCAAAACUUAUGAAGACCAGAAGAACCAGCAGGAGCCUAACAACAACCUGGACCUAAUUGACAAAGUCAGAGAAGAAGCUAUGAAGCGAAUGGCCAAACACAAGGAAGCAAUGGCCAGAUACUACAACAAAAAGGUUAAGGUAAGAAGGUUCAACACAGGAGACCUCGUCCUUAAGAAGGUAUAG